AUGCAAUUUAUCAGACUAGUCUUUGAUUUUAAAAUAAUUUGUAUCCUUUCCCUUUUUCUUCUGUCUCCAUGUUUCAAUCCUAUCUUUCUCGUUCCCAUUACUCUGUAUAUAAACAAUGAUCAUCUCCAUCUAAUUUACGCAUUAUUAUAUUUAAAAUAUUCUUCCGUUGCUCUCUAAUCAUUGUUGUUCUAAUUAUACAUUUCUUUCAUAUGCUGGUAUUUUCCACCAUACUUGUGAUGAGAACAGUGAUUCAGUGCAUAAUAGUCACCUUUGAUAUGCAGCCAUAAAAGGUUCGUCUGUUGUCUUCUUCAUGGAUAUGUUGGAUUCUUCAUUGCAAGAUUUUUAUGACCAGUACAUAUUUAUUGUUCAAGGUAAAUAGUAACUUUAAUAGAAGUUCAUGAAGUGCUUUCUAGAAACGACUGUGAGAGUUGCCAUUGGAACCUAUAUGGCAGGUACGAAAAAUGUCAUAAGUGCUUGCCAUGACUGUGAAGUGGAACGACUCAUCUAUAACAGUUCUGCGGAUGUGGUCUUUGAUGGUGUACAUGAUAUAUUCGUUGGCAAUGAAUCUUUGCAAUAUCCGUAUAAAGUAUGUCUUUAUUGAGGUUUAGUAUUGAUGCAUACCAAUACACUUUAUAAUUUUUUUCAAAUUUUGUAAAGACAAGUAGUCAUUCUUGUGAUGUGUGGACUAUAAUGCAGUUUGAAGAUGUCUUGUGUGAUUUAAAAGUUCAUGCAGAAGCAUUGAUCCUGUCUGCCAAUACUGCUGAUGGCUUAUCGACAUGUGCUCUGCGACCAUGCAACCCUUUUGGACCUGGAGACUCAUAUCUUGUACCAUCUCUUGUCGACGGAGCUAAAUCUGCCUGGGCAAAGGUCUGGAAACUGUUGUACACCAACCUUAGUUCGUACCUGUUUUUACUAGUCUUGUGUCGACUUUCACUCGGUUGUACUUAGUUGGAAUCAUCGAAUCUCAUUUUAUCUAUUUCCUGCACGCAAUUUCAGUAUUGAGGUGACUGAUUGCUCUUCACUGCAUGAAUUCAGGAAAACUUGUAUUUUUUUUCAUAAGUUGACAAAAACAAAUGGUUGUUUAAGAUUAGUAGAUUGCAUAAUCUACUAACCAGUGCUGAAAUAAGCUUUUGAGAACGUGCGGAAGGAAACUAUUCAAUGAAAGUCUAGUAGAUUGCAUAAUCUACUAACCAGUGCUGAAAUAAGCUUUUGAGAACGUGCGGAAGGAAACUAUUCAAUGAAAGUCUAGUAGAUUGCAUAAUCACUGGAGGUUCAUCUUAGUAGAAACUGGAGAGGUGUAUGACACCCUUGUAUUUUCCUUUUCUUUUUGUUGGUUUUAUCUGAAGUUAUUGAGCGCUAAUCUCACUAAGUAGCAAAAGCAUAUCGUGAAAGAUGGAGGCUUUUCAAGCUUCUGGGAAUGUGAAAUGGUAAAUUUUUGUGCAUAAGCGUCUCCAGUUCAUAGAAGUAGGUGCUUCAAACAAAAAAGAAAAGGCAAAUCAAAUGGUAUCAUAUCUCCAUAAUGUCCGAAGACUAGAAUGGGAGAGAAACUGGAACUGUUUUCCUCAAGUUGGUCAGUGCACUAUUUUGGAACGAACGUUGUAACAAUAUAUUUGCGACUUUAUAUUCUCCUAGUCCCCUGGUCACCAUUUGGGAGCGGGUAGAGAUCAAUUGACGGAGCAACUAUAAGAAGAAAACAGAAGGAUCCAGAUAACAAGCCGUGAAGACAGAAAUCUUAUUAAACAUGGAUUUGAAAGAGUCAGGUGUUUGUGUUUAGUGAAUCAAGGACCUAAUUUUAUACAUUCAAGUUUUUUAUAUCAUAAAUUUUGUUUAAGCCAUUGAUUUUUGAUUUAUUUGAGAAAAUCGAGAUCUUUGGAUCAUCGGUUUUGUACUUUCCUGAACUACUUUUAAAUAGAAUUCUGUAUUAAGUUAUGCUUUUGAAACAUAAGAAACUGUUCGACGAACUUAAAGUUUCACUCAGGAUUUAUUUUUAUGCCAAUCUCAACUAUGUGACUUACUAGUAAUGUGACUUUUAAUGUACCCUACUAGAUAAGGUGGAUGCAUUAAUGUUCUAAUUGUAGGGUAGUUCUUGAAACAUUCUUACAGGACUUGUUUCCAGAAAAAUAAGCAUCCUCGCCAGAAUUCCCUCAGCCAUCCUAGAAUAUCUCUAUUCUGAUGUCUAUGCUACUACAUGAACUUCGUAAACCCUAAUCUUGGCUGUAUCUGUACGUUCUUUCAGUAUUUAACGAUAUUUUUAGCUAUGAUGCCAUUUACUAGUAAACAAUUCAUUCUCUCCAUAUUUGUGCCUGCGCUUGCUUUACCAUUUCUAUAUGAUCCAUGCAGAUGCUAUUCUGCAUUUGCACACAUGUAGCAAUCUAAACGGAAGAAAUGUUUCCAUUUUUAGUUUUUCAUUGGGACUGGCUCAAAUAUGUGCGAUUACACCUACGUGGAGAACAUUGCUCACGCCCAUAUGUGCGCGGAGAAUGCUUUACGCUGUCGCAUAGCUUCUGUUGCUGGAGAGGUAUCACAAUCGUCCGAGUGUUCCUUUAGGAUGGCAGCCACCUUCUUGACCCUUUCUUAUUAACAAAUCUCUUAUUAAAUCCUAUCUUAACUUUUACAGCCCUUCUUCAUCACUAAUCUUCAACCAAUGAAGUCCGGAGAUUUUGCAUCACUCCUGCUCAGUGAUCUGGGAUUCCCAAGGUAACUUUCCCAAAUAUAGGAAUGGUAGGUUUUCAUGGGUAUCUUUUUUUCCCCCCUUUUCCUGAUACGGUCUUCUAUGCAUGCUUUCAGGUUCAGUUUCCAUCUUCCUCUCAGGCUGGUCCUGUUGAUUUUAAUGCUCGUCGGAUGGGUUUGUAAAACGCUCGUCUACCCACGCACGAGAAUCUCUUUUCUCCGCUCAUUCUUCUGCACGAGGACAUUUGACUGUUCGAAGGCUCAAAAACAUAUCGGUUACUCGCCGAUCAUUUCCUUGGAGGUCAGUGAGCUUCUCAAAUACCUCUCCCAAUCUGUAUUAUUCAUAAUAUUGUGGUUAUUUUUCCAAAGUUUUGUGGUCAUCAUAGACUGUUGAUCUUCGCGUAAUGCCAUGAUUUCUCUUCUCGUCCAUUCCUGCGGGUGCAUAUUAUUUCCGAUUCAUUCAUUUCGUCUCUUGCUGAUCACCUAAUUUUUCAGGACGGCAUUGCGCUGACGACGGAAUCAUUCCCCCAUUUAGUGAAGGAUUCUCCUCACUCGAGAGAAUGCGACCUCACCAGAAUCUCAAAAGUGGAAAAGCUUUUCGGCUCUGGCAAAGGUGAGUUGACUGAUCAUAUGUGAUUCAUCUGCCUUCUGUCUUCUUCAUCUCGCAGCAUUCAUGAAAAUGAUCUUUUUUAAUGCUUACUUGAUCUUCUGGAAGCAUAGUCAAUCAAUAUAAUUUCCAUAUAAGUACUAUAAAAUGAUAAAUAAAAAAUUCAGUGGGUUAUAGUGGUUGACUUUUGUCACACUUCGGUGUUCUUGCAGUCACAGAUAUACUAUUAUGGCGAGAUGAAAAGAAGACUUUCAUUUGCGCCCUGGGGCUGUUCCUUCUGUUCUACUGGUUCCUUCUCUCUGGAAGAACUCUCGUCACCGCCACGGCAGAGCUUCUCUUUCUGGCUUCGGUGAUCCUUUUUGGCUUCUGCCACCUGCCUUCUUCUCUGUAUGCACCACACUAAUGGCGCCAAGUCUUUGUAUCCGUCUCUCUCUUCAUGCUCGGAGCUGAAUCCGGCGUUUCCCGCAGGCUCGGUGCCGGCAACGAGAAGAUCUCCCCGUCCUACUUUGCAGCGCCGGAGACGUCUGUGAGGGCUGCCGUCGCUUCGCUGUCGUCUCUGUGGAACCGGGGGGUUCGCACCGUCAGCCUGCUGGCUCGAGGAGAAGACGCGAGCCUUCUUUUCAAGGUGAGGGGGGGUGGGUUUUGCCGGCGGUCUUCUCUCCCUUUGCCGAAAAUAGAAACCCACCUCAGAAGCUUCCUUCUCUUGCCCGUUGAUGCAGGUCGGCGCCGCCUUGUGUUUCUUCAAGCUGUUGUUGCGGCUCUCCCCAGUGACACUGAUCGGCGCGGGUAAAAAAAGAAAAAAAAGAAAAAAAAAAGAAAAAAAAGAAAAAAAACAUCUUUCGUCGAUUUUUGCUGCUUAUAGACCUUGCCGUUGACUUGAGGGGAAACGGGUCGCCGCAGGUUUGGUGAGCCUGUUCACCGUGUUCAUCAUCUACGACCGGCACGAAGACCAAGUCGACGCGUUCGUGAGAAAAGCCGCCGCCAGGUUCAGCAAGGCCGGGGGCUUGCUCCUGAGAAAUUUACGCAGCGCACAGCGGAGAGGAGGGGGUUGA
Messenger RNA from Spirodela intermedia, 4329 nucleotides. The record is from the annotation of a GenBank genome assembly. NCBI's taxonomy places the organism in Eukaryota, Viridiplantae, Streptophyta, Magnoliopsida, Alismatales, Araceae.